AUGACUAGCAGGCUGGUGGCACCACCGUCAGUGGAGCAGCACAUUGACACGGUCGACACAUUUGCCCGCACGCUCUACCUGCGAAACAAAGACGCACCCAUCGUCGCCGACGCCGUACGCCAGCUGCACGCCGGUCUCCGCCACUUACGUGUUGAGGUCACGGAUCCCGACUCGCCCCUCAGCAGGUCCUUGUAUACGAACCGCGUGCAGAUCCUGCCUCUCGUAGACGAGUGCGGUGCUUCGCUGAGGCAGCUCGCGGAUGCUCUCGACGAUGGCCGCCGCGCGGACCAGAUGGCCGGCACCGUGCGUCGGCUGAGGGAACGCAUCGAUAACGUUCUUGAUGCCGUGCAGCUGCAGGAUCGUGCAUCCGCGCCAUUCUUGCCGAAUGCCAUCGACGCUCGCGGUGGAUCGCAAUCGUCAGUGGCUCUCGACGACAUCAAGAACAAGGUCGACAACGUCGCCCGAUCCAUCUUCCCCCGGCGUGAUAGUGGCUUCGAAGACGACGAUAGCGAGGACAGGCUGUGGCGAGAGUUCCAAUCCCGGCUUGAGCAUGAGGGUUUCCACCGAGAAGUAUUACAGAAGCACAGGGACCUUCUGCGGGCCUACAUACGCAGCCUGGAGGCCAUGCAGUCGAGGAAUGACGAUGGAAUUGAGAAUGUGCAGUAUGCCAUGCCCGCCGAGGAUAAGAUUCCUACAAAGACAGACUGUAUCCCUCCUCCAGUUCCUCAGAAGAUCCCUCUUCCAGAGUUGCCACUGCCAGACGGGGCACGAGGUAACAUCAACGACGAUAACUACAAAGAGAACAAGGACAAGCCAAAGUCCUGUCCACCCGAGCGCAGCGCCUCAACCGCCCUCAUAUUGACCCGUGAUCUUGUCGAGAUGGACAGUUCUGAUCUUGACGUCGCUCGACAUAUACGUAUUGCCCCUCAACACCAGCAACAACACCUCCGAGCAUUGUACGGGAGCCCUCAACAGAGAUACCUUCUCCCCAGCAGCACACCAGGAGGCCUACCUGAAGCCCCCGAUAAGAGUGACUCUAUCGAGCUUUCAAUCUCUCCAACCGUCCCCCAGGACCAGCUCAGCGCCUCGCCAGUGUGCACUACUGGGCCGAUUGAAACGGCAACAGGCUCACCGAGCUUCCAUCUCGCGCCAGACAGCUACGGCAACGAGAUACCGAUGGAUGCCCCGUGGACGCGCAUCAGCCGCGACCGCGUCAGCCCCGAGGUCCUCGAGAGGGCCGGGGUGCGCUAUGAGGCUCGCCGCACCUACGUGGCUGUCCUGGGUCGCCUAUCGCGCGAUCAGAUCGAGGACUAUGCUCGCCAGACUACCGACUGCCGCGCCGCUCGCCAUCUGCGCCAUGCAUCUGCGUCUGCGUAUGAUAAGAAGUCCCUAGGAGGCAGGCGUGGCCAUGAAAACAGUAGCAGCAGCGGGAGUGGCAGCAGCGGUAGCAGCGAGAGCGACGAGCUGCGGGACUCUACCAAUGACGAUGACGGCUACGGCAACGACAGGGGCACCGACCCGUACCCUUACAUUGUCAGCCCCCCCAUCAAACAAAAGACGUCCCCUUCCAGCACCGUGAUGCCCAAGUCGAUUCUCAAGAACAAGAAUGAGAACCACGUCCGCUUCGGCCCGGCUUACGAGAUGAGCCCGCGCUCCUCUGCCACCAGCAUGAGCGACGACGAGCGCAGCAGGAGACGCAGUCACCACCACCGUGACAGUCGUGGUUAUCGCAACGACUACGAUGACUACGGCGACAAAAGCCAAGACUGUGCUCGCCGUCGUCGUCCAAGGAGGUACAACAACACUGGCGGCAGCACCUACCACGACGACCGCGACAGGCCGCACCACCGCCACCACCGCCACCAGGACAAGGACGGUCACCAUGACUCCUAUUCCCGACGACAGGAUCACUCUGGCAGUGGGUCGUCUAAAAAAAAGCAGUGGGGUGGCACCCUCGGUGCAGUCGGCAUCGGCGGUGUUGCUGUCAGUCUGCUCAGCGUUCUGGCUGAGGCAGCGGGUGGUUGA
Molecule: messenger RNA, 2025 nt
Organism: Geosmithia morbida
Lineage: Eukaryota; Fungi; Ascomycota; Sordariomycetes; Hypocreales; Bionectriaceae
Exons: 3
Coding region: 1-2025 (674 amino acids)
Source: RefSeq, a predicted model, not a curated record